Erpetoichthys calabaricus (reedfish) is the source of this 4679-nucleotide messenger RNA. It is a transcript of the gene rarga, whose product is annotated as retinoic acid receptor gamma a. Gene Ontology annotation, biological process: retinoic acid receptor signaling pathway; cellular response to corticotropin-releasing hormone stimulus; regulation of transcription by RNA polymerase II. The record is from RefSeq and is a predicted model, not a curated record. Gene Ontology annotation, molecular function: RNA polymerase II cis-regulatory region sequence-specific DNA binding; nuclear receptor activity; nuclear glucocorticoid receptor binding. Lineage: Eukaryota; Metazoa; Chordata; Cladistia; Polypteriformes; Polypteridae. Gene Ontology annotation, cellular component: nucleus; transcription regulator complex. The transcript is spliced from 8 exons. Bases 720 to 2156 code for a protein of 478 amino acids.
CUGUGUUACUCAGUCUCGAAUGAAUGCCUUGUUUGUGUGCGCUUGGGGUUGUUGGGGCUCGGUUACUGGUGAUCAUUUGUAUAUUUUUGUUUCCGGGGUUGGCUAAAUGGAAUGUGAGUGAGUGAGACGAGCAACUUGAAAAAAAAGAAAGAAAACAAAUAAAGGAAAAACAAAAAGCUGUUACUAUUGUGUUUUUUUGCCUUUCUGUUGAAAGAAUCAAGAACAGAAAAAAAAAUGGGCGGGGGGGGGGGGGUAAUUAGACUUGGCCAAUCAAUAGCAGCUGAACUCCUGGUAUGCAUGGUGGAUUCCCCCCCUUUGUUUGACAGGUCAGUGGUUCACUCCAGUUUAGCUGGAAGGCAUUUGAUUCUGUGCGAGCUUGUUAUUUAGGUCUGUUACUGCACAGACCAGGAUCUAAUAGAGAGAGCGAGAGCGAGAGCGAGAGAGAGAGAGAGAGAGAGAGAGAGAGAGAGAGAGAGAGAGAGAGAGAGAGAUAUGGUGGGGGGGGGGGACGAGACGGAAAUUCAAAGAGCUGACAAGUCAGAGCUCUUUACACGUCCCUUUUAAAAGCCAAUCUCCGCGCUUGAAAGUCAGUCCACUUCGUAAGACAGUACGAGGAUAUCGGUGAAGAAGAUCAAAGAAUCGCCGUUGCGGACUUUCACGGGAGCGUUUUUUUUUUUUUUUUUUUUUACCGAUUUAUGUGACUGUUUCAAACUUGGACCAUGUUUGACUGUAUGGAAGCCUUCGGGAUAGCCCCUCGGCAGCUGUAUGACGUCACGAACCGGGGCGCCUGCAUGCUGCGGAAAUCAAGUCCUUGUUUUGGGGGGCUAGACCCCUUCACCUGGGCUGGGACGGCCAGCAUUCAGUCGGUGGAGACCCAGAGUACCAGUUCAGAAGAGAUGGUGCCCAGCUCUCCCUCUCCCCCUCCUCCACCUCGGGUGUACAAGCCCUGCUUUGUGUGCCAAGACAAGUCCUCUGGGUACCACUAUGGCGUGAGCUCCUGUGAAGGCUGCAAGGGCUUUUUCCGCCGGAGUAUCCAGAAGAACAUGGUGUACACCUGCCACCGUGAUAAAAACUGCCAAAUCAACAAGGUGACGCGGAACCGCUGCCAGUACUGCCGCCUGCAGAAGUGCUUUGAAGUUGGCAUGUCAAAGGAAGCGGUCCGCAACGACAGGAAUAAGAAAAAGAAGGAAAUCAAGGAGGAGCCGGUAAUCCAGGAGAGCUACGAGAUGACUUCCGAGCUGGAGGAGCUUGUCCAGAAGGUCAGCAAGGCACAUCAGGAGACCUUCCCAUCCUUGUGCCAGCUGGGCAAAUACACAACGAACUCCAGUGCUGAUCAUCGUGUGCAGCUUGAUCUGGGCCUUUGGGAUAAAUUCAGCGAACUGUCCACCAAAUGCAUCAUCAAGAUCGUGGAGUUUGCAAAGAGGCUGCCAGGAUUCACCACCCUGACAAUCGCUGACCAGAUCACCCUGCUGAAGGCGGCCUGCCUCGACAUUCUGAUGCUGAGGAUCUGCACUCGGUACACUCCGGAGCAGGACACCAUGACCUUCUCGGACGGCUUGACCUUGAACCGCACUCAGAUGCACAACGCUGGAUUUGGGCCCCUCACAGACCUGGUCUUUGCCUUUGCUGGACAACUCCUGCCCCUGGAGAUGGACGAUACGGAAACGGGACUCCUCAGUGCCAUCUGCCUCAUCUGUGGAGAUCGGAUGGAUCUAGAAGAACCACAGAAGGUGGACAAACUUCAGGAGCCCCUACUGGAGGCACUUAAGGUGUACGCACGGCGCAGACGCCCCAACAAACCGCACAUGUUUCCACGAAUGCUUAUGAAAAUUACCGAUCUGCGAGGGAUCAGCACUAAAGGCGCGGAGCGGGCCAUCACCCUCAAGAUGGAAAUCCCAGGUCCGAUGCCCCCGCUAAUUCGGGAGAUGCUGGAGAACCCGGAGGCUUUCGAGGAAGAGGAAGUCGAAAAGGAGAGUGAGGAGAAGAAAGCGGUCGCCAAAUGCAAGACAGAGCGCAACGGGGAUGCACAGGACCCCGACAGGGGCGAUGACGAGGAGAGCAGCAGCGACGAGGAAGUCCAAAGGGUCGCACCACCAAGGGACGGUGCCAACCGGAGCAGGAAUGUACGAGAGUCGGCCGAGCUGCAGCGACAGUAAUGAGGGGUAGGGAAGCUGGACACCAUUCCAGGGCACAGGGCUGUCCGCCCGUGGAAAGGAACCACGCAAAAUAAAUAAUUAAUUAAAUAAAUAAAAAGACAAAAAAAAAGGAAAAAGCGCAGCCCUUGUCUAAAACUUGACUGGGAGGGCCAAUCACACGACUCGCUCUUACAACAAACUCGGGUUGGGCAAUAAUGGACAAUAAGAUGGCUGGACACGCUGGUCAUUUUAAGAGAAUCGCCAUUCCUGCUGGUGGACCCGGAGUACAACCGGAUGGCGGAUGCCGUUCCUCGCUUUAUUGCCAAAACAUGCGCUCUGGUUUUCUGGACCAAAACGCGUGGCCGGAGUACAAGUUGCACCCCCAGCAGACUUUCUCUUCUAAACUUUCCAGUGCGGUAUAGCCUAUCGUUUCUAUUGUUUUGUCCAGCAGUGCAAUGCUUCAACAAGCCACUGGGUGGUGCUGGGAUACUUAUUAUUAUAAUUAUCGUUAUUUUUUUUUUUUAAUCGAAAGAUGGAUGAUCGUUCUUUUUCUACAGUGUUUCUUUUCAUCGAUUUGUGCUUCUGUGUGCGCGUGCGAGCGCGUGUGUGUGACGUGUUGUUGCUAUGGAGACGCGACGCACAUGCAGACACGCGGGCACGUUUUUGUUUGGAAAAAAAAAAAAAAAAAGUCCAGAUCCUUUUAUAUCGUCUGGAUGGACAUCUGAAGGGCAGCUUAGUGCCUCAGGACUCCGAACUUUUAUUUCUGGUGCUCUCCAAGCCUGCACCCCCCCCCCCCCACUACAGCCCAGUAAGCGCCAUCUUAGCCCUCCAGAAACCAGCGACCGACAAAAGUGGCGCACUGAAGUCCAGUUGCCCGAUCUGGUGAGCCGCGUUUUUUAAUUUGCUGGGAACGGAUUGAAUACCAAAACAGCAACUGGCAGCGCUUAACGGACCAAAUAGUCUCUACCGCAUAGGCUCAAUUGGGCACACUUAUGAUGACCGGUCACUGUAGCCAGCAAGUGCCUACAUGGCAGUGUCCACCACAAAGUAGCAGUGGCAACUGAAAAUGCUCAGGAAAAUUGUGGGGAACUCCAAAUGGAGGGAUCGUAGCAGCACUCGGGAGAUAUUGUGCCGAUGUUAAAGGCACUAUAAAGCAGAACCAGAGCUCCAUCAGUGGACCCAGUGUAAACCGAGACUCAUCUGAAGCUUAACCCGUAUGCCAGUGUGGUGGAACCCUGCAGCCAAAAAAAAAAGUAACAGUGCCAAUCAGUUGGCAGCAGCUAUAGGAGCGCCCAGAACAUCAUGACUGGCACCACAGUCAGUCAUUUCAACUUGGACCCGACUGCAACCCAACAGCAUUGACUGGCACCCCACCCUCUGAAGACUAAACACUGCAAAAAUCCUUAGCGGAGCUGGAAGACGCUAUAAAAUGGCUUAAAGCAACUAGGAACGAUCUGGAAACCACUUCACAGAGCAGUGCCCACAAGAAGUGACUGGCAGGAUAGCUUGGUAGUGACCAACAUGCAAUGACUCUGACUGGCACUCCAGGGGAAAAACGAUACCAAUUUGAGCACCCAGCAGGGCACUAUAAAGCCACGGCAGUUUCUGGGUGCCUUUUGUGCAGAUCUCAUUAUUGUGACUUGAGGUCUUUUUACAAAGACUGGCCUACUUAUUUUCGGAAUGUGCCUUAUCAGUCUUCAGGACAUGCCUGCCCGCUUGUCUAUGUGCCAUGUGCCAGGCUAGGUGGCCGCCCACCUGUUCCGUCUGUCCCUUGUUUACAUUGGCCUCACUGGGUAUGACACGCGUACUGCCCAUUUGCUCUUUUGCGGAGCUGGGGCCCAUCUUCACCACUCAGGAAUCAGAGGUGGCAAACGGGUGAGGAGGAGCCUGGUGGAGGAAGCCUCUUAGGGGGAGCUUGGCGGCCUCAAACGAAAUGGGAAUUUUAAAAAAAAAAAAACUUUUUGAUGAUGACACGGGACAAGUAGGAAGAAAUGGGGGCUUGGGGCUUUGUCCCGAAUUCCGCUAAAGUAACGGAUCGGCUCAGAUGAACAAUGGAAAGGUGCGAUACCAACUCAUGGAAGCUUUAUGGAGACAUCCUGCUGGCAAGUUCAACCAUCGUGAAGCAAUCCUGAUGGACUCGGUGCCCACGUUGCCUUUUUUUUUUUUUUUUUGGAAUGACGAUCAGCACUCGUUUGACUUUUUUGAUCCUUGUUUCAUUUUGAAAAGCACCUCAUACAUAAACCAGUUUGCUUUAAGCAAAGGUCUGGCAGACACCAAGCCGGACGUGCGCAUGCGUGGGUACUAUGCAGUACACGCGCCGGGGGGUUUAUGUGUUAGUAAAUGGAGAGUCGGGCACUAAAGAGCACAGGACCACCUUGCCGGCGAGAAGCACAAGCUGACGGCAGAAUCUUAACAAAAAAAAAGUAUUUCAAUUUUAAAAACUCAAUAAGCCAGAGCCAGGCUGGAGGUGCGUGAGGAGAGGGUAGGUGGGCGGCUUGAUUUAUUGCUGUUUUGAUCUGGAAAAAUGAAAAAAGAAAAAAGAAA